AUGACACAUCCAGACCUUGCCAACACCCAGAAUCUCCCACCACAUAUCGCCUCUUUGCUAAACACGGUCAACAACAACACCUCCACCAUCCCCGGCGACAACGACCUCGACCUCUUCUUCCACUGCUGGAUCCGGCCGCAUUGCCCGGCGUGCCUGUCCGCAUCGAACCCGUACCCGUGCUCCUGGUGCGCCACGUCGCAGACCUGCGUCCCCAACACGGUCUACCCGUACCCGUUUGGGAUCCUCUCGCCCCUCAAGACCGCCGACCUCUGUCCCCUGGGGUGGCGCGAGCGGUGGGAACUGCGCGCCCGGCCAUUCAGCUGUCGGUGCUCGAGCAUGACGUUUGUCAGUGUCGUGGUCGCCGUGCUGGCGACGUUGUUGGGCUUGUGCUUGAUCUGGGCGGGCGUGAGGGUCGGGAGCGUCACCGUCACCACUCCCACCAACCUCGCCGCCAGCAGGCCCGAGACCUUUAGAUACCUUGCUGAUACGGUACUCGACGGUGAGCCCGCCUUCUCCCACGACAAAUCUGCCGGCGCCGACAAAGAGCGCCUGUUCCAGAGCCUUGUACCGCAUCGAUCCAGUCUCAAACGACACCUGUAUGACUUUUUCCCACCAAGUACAAACCCCAGAGGGAUGCCAAAGGUCAGCAUCAAAGCAGCACCACACGCAUCAACACAACAUCGAACCGGUCAGUGA
This is a messenger RNA of Fonsecaea nubica, 696 nucleotides long. RefSeq lists its product as hypothetical. The record is from RefSeq and is a predicted model, not a curated record. Lineage: Eukaryota; Fungi; Ascomycota; Eurotiomycetes; Chaetothyriales; Herpotrichiellaceae. The transcript has 2 exons. Bases 1 to 696 code for a protein of 231 amino acids.